Messenger RNA from Symbiodinium natans, 1647 nucleotides. The record is from the annotation of a GenBank genome assembly. NCBI's taxonomy places the organism in Eukaryota, Dinophyceae, Suessiales, Symbiodiniaceae.
AUGAGCGAUGAUGACAUGGGCAUGCGGCAGGAGCUCCCGGAAGGUAUCAAGAAGGAGAUCUUGAAAGAAGCGCCGGAGUCCAACUACUCGACGCCUAAGGCAGGCGACGAGGUGACAGUGCAUUACGUGGGCACCUUGGAGUCUGAUGGGACCGAAUUCGAUUCUUCACGUUCCAGGGACAAGCCGUUUACCUUCAUCAUUGGCAAGGGCCAGGUGAUCGAGGGAUGGGACCUUGGCGUGGCAACGAUGAAGAAGGGCGAGGUGGCCAAGUUCACGAUCGCCUCGGAGCAUGCCUACGGUGACCAGGGGUCUCCGCCCAAGAUCCCAGAGAAGGCCACCCUAAUCUUCGAAGUGGAGCUGCUGGACUUCACCAACCAGGAAGACCUUUUCUCAGAUGGCGGAGUCCUGAAAGUGAUGGUCAAGGAAGGCUCCGGCUGGAAGGCGCCCCAGAUGAACACGGAGCUGAAGAUCUCGCUAAAGGUCUGCAAGCCGGACGGAAGUGUCAUCGAGGACAAGGGCUCUUUCGAGUACACGAUGGGGUCCACAGCGCUGGGGCCGCUGACCAAAGCUGUGGAGAAGGCUCUCCUGCGCAUGAAGAAAGGCGAGCAGUGCAAGUUGCAAUGCUCAAAGGACUACGCGCUUGGAGACGCCCAUCCUGAAGGUGUUGUCAUUGACCUGGCGAUCGACGAGUUGUACGAGGUCACCGAUGUCUCCAUUGCUAAAGACAAGUCGCUGAUGAAGAAGCAGAUCAAAGAGGGUGAGGGCUACGAAAGGCCCAAGGAGAGUGCCAAGAUUUCCCUGAAAGUCGAGGCCGCUACUGAUGGCUCUGGGCCGUUGUCCGGAUUUAGCGCCAAGACGCUCGAGUUUGCGGCUGGAGACGGGAACGUCUGCGACGCUUUGGAGUUGGCGGUCAUGGACAUGAAGAAAGGCGAGAGGGCACUUCUCACCUGUACCUCACCAGCGCUCUGUCAGGAGGCCCAGCUCGGCCUGGCGCAGAUCAAGGCCGACAAGGUGGUCUUCACCUUGGAGCUGUCUAGCUUCGAGAAGGCAAAGGACAUCUGGGACAUGUCUGAGGAUGAGAAGAUUGAGUUCGCCUCAGCUCGCAAGGAGGUUGGCGGGAAGCUUUUCAAAGAAGGCCGCUUUCUGCUGGCGAUGGAGCGGUACAAGAAGGUUGCAGACAUGUUCAGCUACACUGACAACUAUCAGGCAGAAAACAAGGCAAAAGCCACAGAUCUGAAGAAGGUCUGCACCCUCAACAAGGCCGCAUGCCAACUGAAGUGCGAGCUGUUCGCGGAUGCCAAGACCUCGUGCAACACGGUUCUGAAGGACGACUCGGCUAACCUGAAGGCACUUUUCCGGCGAGCCCAGGCAGAGCUCGGCCUCAAGAACUUUGGGGACUGUACCAGGGAUGUCAAGCGCAUCUUGGAGAUUGACCCGCAGAACAGGGAGGCAAGGGCACUGGCCAAGCAGGCGGCAUCCGGGCAGAAAGAGGAGGAUCAGAAAUCCAAGGGCCUGUUCGGGAAGAUGUGCCAAGCUCUCGGUAAGGGGCCAAUCCGCGAACCCUACAAGGAACGUCGAUUCGACUUCGACGCCGAGCAGGACGAGGACAUGCCGCAGCAAGAAGAGGGAGAAGCCAAGGAAGCUUGA